This is a messenger RNA of Astyanax mexicanus (Mexican tetra), 3410 nucleotides long. Its product is annotated as cytochrome P450 1A1. The transcript has 8 exons. Lineage: Eukaryota; Metazoa; Chordata; Actinopteri; Characiformes; Acestrorhamphidae. The coding region runs from base 249 to 1835 and encodes 528 amino acids. Gene Ontology annotation, molecular function: steroid 17-alpha-monooxygenase activity; iron ion binding; oxidoreductase activity, acting on paired donors, with incorporation or reduction of molecular oxygen, reduced flavin or flavoprotein as one donor, and incorporation of one atom of oxygen. Gene Ontology annotation, biological process: hormone biosynthetic process; progesterone metabolic process. The record is from RefSeq and is a predicted model, not a curated record.
UGUGGUGGAUGGAGCAGGUGAGAGAGCGUAACUCUUACCCUAUUACCUAAAAGCACUGUUAUGGUGGUAACUGGAGGCACAACCAAUCGCGUGAGGGGCCGCUAUAUAAAAUAGGAAGGCCUUCCAAUUCUGCUACGAUUCAUCCGUGCCCAACAAACUGAUUCAGCACCCCCAAACACCAGAGAAUAUCAGCCUGAACAUUGCUGCUGGAGUUUCUUACUGACAGCAAGAAGAAAGCAGAAGAAAACAUGUCGCUGAGAGUCUUGCCCUUCUUCGACUCCAUCUCCAUCUCGGAGGGCCUGGUGGCCAUGGUGACGAUCUGCAUAGUGUAUAUCCUGCUUCAAAAGAGUCGAGUAAAGAUCCCUGAGGGUCUUAAGCAGCUUCCAGGUCCACAUUCCCUUCCCAUCAUUGGGAAUUUGAUGGAACUUGGGUGGAACCCCCACCUCAGCCUGACCACCAUGAGCGAGCGCUUUGGCCACGUCUUUAAGAUCCAUAUAGGGAGUCGACCCGUGGUGGUGCUGAGCGGCAGUGAAACUGUGCGGCAGGCACUCAUCAAGCAGGGAGAUGAGUUUGCUGGACGGCCAGAUCUGUACAGUUUCCAAUACAUCAAUGAUGGCCAAAGCCUGGCCUUCAGCACAGAUCAGGCUGGGGUGUGGCGCCAUCGCCGUAAGCUGGCCCAGAAUGCCCUGCGCUCUUUCGCUACCCUGAAAGGCCAAACCCCUGAAUAUUCCUGUGCCCUGGAGGAGCACAUCAGCAAAGAGGGGCUGUACCUGGUGGAGAGACUGCGCAAAGUGACGAAGGCCGACGGCUGCUUCGACCCCUUCCGCCACAUUGUGGUGUCUGUGGCCAACGUCAUCUGUGGCAUGUGCUUCGGCCGGCGCUACAGCCACGACCACGAGGAGCUAGUGAGUCUGGUGAACCUGAGCGACGAGUUCGGACAGGUGGUCAGUAGCGGCAACCCUGCUGAUUUCAUCCCUUUCCUCCGCCUCCUGCCAAGCAAGACCAUGAAGAAGUUUGUGGACAUCAACAAUCGCUUUAACAAGUUUGUGCAGAGGAUUCUCAGAGAGCAUUACGAGACUUACGAUAAGAACAACAUCCGUGAUAUCACAGACUCCCUCAUUGAUCACUGUGAAGACAGGAAGCUGGACGAGAACUCCAAUGUCCAGGUAUCUGACGAGAAGAUAGUGGGGAUAGUGAAUGACCUUUUUGGUGCUGGUUUCGACACCAUCAGCACUGCUUUGUCGUGGUCUGUGAUGUAUCUGGUGGCCUAUCCAAAGAUUCACGAGAAACUUUAUCAGGAGAUGAUGGAGAAGAUUGGAACAGGUCGUACACCUCAGCUUUCAGACAAAACCAACCUGCCCUAUCUGGACUGUUUCAUAACAGAGGUCUUCCGCCACUCCUCCUUCUUGCCUUUCACCAUCCCCCACUGCACCUCGAAAGACACAUCGCUCAAUGGAUACUUCAUUCCCAAAGAUACGUGCGUGUUCAUCAACCAAUGGCAGAUUAACCAUGACCCAGAUCAGUGGAAAGAACCCUCCAUGUUCAACCCAGACCGCUUCCUGAGUGAAGACGGUGUCGAGAUCAACAAAACCGAAGCUGAGAAGGUCAUGGUGUUCGGUCUGGGAAAGCGGCGCUGCAUCGGCGAAUACAUCGGCCGCUCUGAAGUCUUCCUCUUCCUCACCAUCCUCAUCCAGAGACUAAAGUUCAGCAGCUUGCCAGGAGAGAUGCCAGAUAUGACCCCCAUAUACGGCCUCACCAUGAAGCACAAUCGCUGCAUGCUGACCGUCGCUCCGCGGCCAGGCUUUGAGGAGUUCUGCUCAGAGAGUCUGCACUGAGCCAGCUAACGGCCGGUGGCUGAAUUUAUCCAGCUACAAAUAAACCAUUUGGCCAUUUGAGCUUGUGAAAACCUACAGCUUAAGCUAGCUAGUUGUCUGAUAAAGUAACCAGUUUGAGGAGGUAUUAUAUUGGUUGUUUCAAUACUUGCCUACUUCUAAAAAAACAUCUGUUAACAUAAUUAACCACAGUGUGUAUAAAAUCAACUCAAACUACACAGAUAUCUCAAACACUUAAAAUAAAUAAAUGUUCAUUGUGCUAAUACCCCUGUAAUCCUUCUUAAGACUGCUUGUAUGAUGGCUCCCAGAAGUUAUUUUCAGUGUUUUAAAACACAUGGAGUCCCAAACAGUAUAAAAAAAUUGUUAUGUUGACUUUACUCAAAUGUAUAUGCAAAGUUACUAAACAUACUAAACAUAAAACACACAAAAUAUUUGGAUGUAUUUAUUAGUUUAAUUAAGCUUAAAGUUUAAAAGGUAUAAUUUAAGGUAAAAUAUUCUCAUUACAAUGAACAAAGAUUACUGGGCUCAAGUCUUGCUAACUUUACUCAGAUUUAUAUGCAUUUUUUUAAACAAAAAAACCCCCCACAAACUUAUGGGCUGUACUUUCUGUUUUAAAUAAGCAAAGAAAGUUCACAAAUCAUUAUUUUACAUAAAAUAGCACAGUUUAUUGGGCUCAAUAACCAUUUUACAGUGUAGGUAAAAUCCCUCUAGAGCAGGGUUGUCCAAACUUUUUUUGUUGGGGUCCAGAAGGAGAAAUAUAUUUGAAGUCACGGGCCACAGACUCUGUAAUAAAACAAAUAAUGAAAUAUACCACUUUAAAUAAUACAUUUUUUCCUGAUUAUUUCAUUUACACACCAUUUUACUUGACUUACUAUAUUGAUCUUUGACAGUGUUGUGUAAACUAAGAUUUUUCAAAUUGAUGUUUAAUUUCAUGAUGUCUCUUAAUAUUAAACUCCUUAAUUACGGCAACUUUUAGACUCUUUGGCCCGUUUUUCUGCGCUAGAAAUGCGAACUCUCUCCGCUUUUAGACUCUUUGGCCCAUUUUUCUGCGCUAGAAAUGCGCACUCUCUCCGCUUUUACACACUUUUACCCCCGUUACUGAACAGAUAAAAAUGCAGAAUGUAUUUAUUAAGUUGCUAUAAGAUCUGGGCUGUAAUGCAGUAACAGGUCUAAGAUUAAAGAAAAAUUGAAUUGGUGAAAUGGAGACAAUGUAAUAUGGUGUAAAAUUUAAAGGUAUGAAAUGGUGCUGGAGGUGCAUCCUUUCUAUUAUUCAUUUAAUCAAUCAUUUAAUAAAUUAAUUAAUUCAAUCAAAUUGUAUAUAUCUGUAUAAUUGUGGUGUGAAACUGACAACAAUGCAAAUGUACUUAAAACAAUUUAAGUGAGUUCUAGCUUGGUACGUUUCUAUACAGAGAAGAAUUUAAUAUAAACCAAUCUGACUUAUAUUCAUAGUAUUUCUCUACUUUUAUUGUACUUGUUUGAUUGUGAUACAAACCUUUUUCUUUCACAGUCUAAAAUCUUUCUAUGUUGUGGACAAAAUCUCUUGCAUGGACCAAUAAUAAUAAACCCCUUUUUUCUCCA